AUGGCUUCGCACUUUUCUGAACCAGCACAGAAGAUCUCUCUGAUCUACAUAUCCUGCAGCAUGUUGCAUCUGUUGGCAAGUCCGGAUUUAAAGCCGCCAAAGGAAGAGGUUAGCCCUCCUCAGUCCGAAGCGCCUGACGGAGAAUUCCACAAUGCCGGUCUUCUGGGUAUCACGACUCCGCACUGCCAGCUCAUCAUUGAAUCCGUUUUGUACAUCGUGGAUCUCCGUCCAAAUCAAGUGGAGGCCUACGUAAAACGUGCGACUGACAUGGCAGCCGAUGUUGGCUUCAAGGUGAGUGUGAUUCUGAAUGGGUACAGGGUUUUCUGA
Dibothriocephalus latus is the source of this 327-nucleotide messenger RNA. The record is from the annotation of a GenBank genome assembly. Lineage: Eukaryota; Metazoa; Platyhelminthes; Cestoda; Diphyllobothriidea; Diphyllobothriidae.